GUUUACGGCAGUCUUUGACAGGCAGGCGCGGGUUUUUGUAAACAGCUAACUGUACAACUGUCGAUGUCACGUCCUAGAACAUUUUUAAUUCGCAAUUUUUAAGGAGUUUUUAUUACUCUUCUCUUUCGUCAUUAUCUUCUUUGUGAGAAGUGAAAUUAUUCAACAGGUGACUACUUCUUUUUUCAUCUUUUAGUAGAAGUUUUGAGGAGCGGUUACCAUGACUUCAGCUAGUCCGGUCAGCUAACAUGUUACCCUCAGCAGCAGUGAAGCUAUUAGUUGGAGGACCGGUUGCUUCGUGUGAGGUCGGCCAGGCAUGCUAGUACUGCAUCUGCUCGGGAGAUCUUUGCUUCGAUCGGGAUUACAGCGGCCAGGGGUCCAGCGGAGGUGUUUCUGUGCGGCGCAGAGCGGCAGGUGUCCGGACACACCGCAGGAGACAGAGAUGAUCAGGAGCCGGGGUCAGAUCAAGAAGGUCCUCUGUGUGGCGGAGAAGAACGAUGCAGCUAAAGGCAUCUCCGAGAUCAUGUCCGGCGGCAGAGCAAGGAGGAGGGAAGGAAUGUCAAAGUUUAAUAAAAUCUAUGAAUAUGAAUAUCAUCUCUUCGGUCAGAAUGUGACGGUUACCAUGACAUCAGUAUCAGGUCAUUUACUGGGCCUGGAGUUCAAAGCACCGUUCCAGAAAUGGCACAGCUGCAAUCCUGUGCUGCUGUUUGAUGCAGAAGUAGAGAAGUAUUGUCCCGACAACAUGACGCAAAUCAAGCGAACGCUAGAGAAGGAGGUGAGGCAGUGCCAGGCCUUGGUCGUGUGGACAGAUUGUGACAGGGAGGGAGAAAACAUCGGGUUUGAAAUCAUAGAUGUUUGCAAAGCAGUGAAGCCAAAUUUACAAGUCUUUCGGGCCAAGUUCUCAGAGAUCACACCCAACUCAAUUCGGAGAGCUUGUGAAACCCUAAUGGAGCCAGAUGCUAAUAUUAGCGACGCUGUUGAUGUCCGCCAGGAGCUGGACCUGCGGAUAGGUGCAUCCUUUACCCGAUUCCAGACGCUUCGCCUGCAAAAGAUCUUUCCGGAAUCCCUGGCCAAUCAGUUAAUCUCGUACGGCAGCUGUCAGUUUCCCACUUUGGGCUUCGUAGUGGAACGUUUCAAAGCCAUCCAGGCCUUCAUACCUGAGACCUUCUACAAGAUCAAAGUGCUGCAUGAGGUGGAGGAGGACACUGUGGAGUUCAGCUGGAAAAGAAACCGUCUCUUCAGUCACACGGCUUGUCUGGUGCUCUAUCAGAUCUGCAUGGAGGAUCCCAUAGCAACCGUCACCUCAGUAACCAGCAAACCCAAGAGCAAAUGGAGACCGCUGCCUUUGGACACUGUGGAACUGGAGAAACUGGCGUCUCGGAAACUAAAAAUCAGUGCCAAAGAGACCAUGAAGAUUGCAGAAAAACUCUAUACCCAAGGGUUUAUCAGCUAUCCCCGCACAGAGACCAACAUCUUUCCUGCAAACCUGUCUCUCGGCCCCCUGGUGGAGCAGCAGACACAAAGUCCAGCAUGGGGGACGUUCGCCCAGCGGGUGCUCGACCAGCCGGGGGGUCCCAACCCACGGCAGGGCAAGAACUCCGACCAAGCCCACCCCCCCAUACACCCCACCAAGUACACCGGCACGCUACAGGGCAAUGAAGGACGCGUGUACGAGUUCAUUGUCCGGCACUUCUUAGCAUGCGUAUCCCAGGAUGCUUUGGGACAGGAGACUGUGGUGGACAUAGACAUCGCCCAGGAGAAGUUCUCCACCUCUGGACUCAUGAUCAUUGCAAGGAACUACCUGGAUGUUUACCCGUAUGACAAGUGGAACACCAAGUUGAUCCCAGUGUAUGAACAAGAUUCCCAGUUCCAGCCGUCCGCUAUUGAGAUGGUGGACGGACAGACGAGUCCUCCUCAGCUGCUCACUGAAGCCGACCUCAUAUCGCUGAUGGAGAAGCAUGGCAUUGGCACAGAUGCAACCCAUGCGGAGCACAUUGAGACUAUAAAGAGCCGCAUGUAUGUGGGCUUGACAGCUGACCAGAGGUUCCUCCCUGGAGAACUUGGCAUGGGACUGGUGGAGGGUUACAAUUCCAUGGGCUAUGAGAUGUCAAAACCAAACCUUCGUGCUGAAUUGGAGGCCGACCUUAAGCUGGUGUCAGAGGGCAGGAAAGACAAACGGAACGUGCUGCAGCACCACAUCCAGAAGUACAAGACCGUCUUCAUUGAGUCUGUCAGGAAGGCAAAGAAGUUGGAUGAAGCUCUGUCACCGUAUUUGGGUGCAGCUCAGGAGAUCGCUGAGGAGCAGGAACACGACAUUGAGCUCCCGCUGCCGGUGAGAAAGUGCCCCAGCUGUGGUCGGGACAUGGUGCUGAAAAGGAAGAGGGAAGGGAACAGUAAAUACUUGUCAUGUGUGGGCUAUCCAGCCUGUAAGACGGCAGUGUGGUUUCCUGACAUGGUGCUGGAGGUCAGCAGAGAUGACAGCGUUUGUCCCACCUGUCUGCCGCAUCCCAUACACAUGUUGAAAUUUAAGUUCCGCAGAGGCACCCUCCCACCCAUGAUGCCACUGGAAUUUGUUGGCUGCAUCGGUGGAUGCGAUGAGACGCUCAGAGAGGUGCUCGACCUGAAAUACCACAGAGCAGGUGGAGGAGGUGGUGGUGGAGCAGUGGGUAGAGGUGGAGGAGGGGAAGGAAGAGGAGGUGACCCUCGUCCACCCCCUCCGAGGCCCCCAAGACAAGAACCACCCAGAGCCCCAAGUUCCAAUCCUCACCCGGUCCAGUCCUGGACCCCACAGCUGAGACCUCCAACAGGCGGCAUGAGUGCAGACCCCAGCAGUGAUGUGAUUGUGUGUAACUGUGGUCAGGAAGCUCUCCUCCUGACGGUGCGCAAAGACGGCCCCAACCAGGGUCGACAGUUCUACAAGUGCAACGCUGGAAGCUGCAACUUUUUUCUGUGGGCGGAUCAACCGGAGCAGCAGGGGGCACCACAGAGCCGAGGACCUCCCUCCCAGCCUCCCAGGCCAUCUCUGGGGUUCAGAAACACUACUGUUGGAGGCAGAGGGCAGGAAGUGGGUGCACUCGCAGGACAGGUGAUGUGCAACUGCAAUGACAUAGCUGUGACACGUACGGUGCAGAAGGACGGUCCAAACAAGGGACGAGUGUUCCACACAUGUGGGAAACCAAGAGAGCAGCAGUGUGGCUUCUUCCAGUGGGCCGAUGAGAACGUACCUCCACCAGGGGGUUUCGGUGGCGGAUUUAACGGGAAUGGAGGAGGAGAGAGGAGGGGGAGGAAGAUAAUGGGAGAUGGCAUCGCUAACAAACCGCCCGCUGCUAAGAAACCUCGCACCUGCGGCAUCUGCCACAUGCAAGGACACACCCGAGUCACCUGUCCACAGCGGUGACCCAUGCUCUGAAAUUAAAUAUGCACCGAUUGUAUGUUCCUCCUCACAGGGAGAGGACGUUUUCUACUCCUGGGAUAAAAAAAAUGAACCCAGAUCCUGUGGCUGUCCUGUGAGCUGACAUUUUAACAGCUUUUCAUGCAGCUGUAGUGUGCUUGUUCACUAUGAAAGGAUCAUUUUGGUCCCUCCAAACAAUGACGUUUUAGUGUAAAAUUAACCUUUUCUCCAUCUACCUGCACCACCAUAUCUAAUCUGUACAAAAACCGAAGUAUUUAAAAGAACACUAGACCUCUAAAGGCACCCGGGGAGAAUCCAUGCCAGAGUUUAGAAGUUUAUGCUGGACUGUUUCACCAAACAUAUUCCCUACUUCCUCCAUUCAAAGUUUCAUUUUCCUGCUUAGUACAGCACAAAAAAAAAAAAGACGCGCGUUUCGCUGCUGGAGGAGAAAUCACCGAGCAACGAGCAGAGAUGCGGCAGCACAGCACACCGAGGUGUCGAACUACUUUUAAUGCUUGUAGGUGUUUGUAACCACAGUAACCCGAAAGUGCUCAACAGUUAAUUGGAAAUUUGCUCGACUGGCCUUGGAUCAAAUUAUUCUCUCGUCAGUUGUGUUUCUGCGUAUUCACAGUCCUGACAGCCCGACUGAGAUCAUCUGGAGGAGGAGGAGGAUUCUGUGCUGUAAUUUGCACACAGCUUAUAAGUAAUUAAUAGUGUAAUAAAUAGUUUCUAUGACAUAUUGGCUUCUGUCUUUGGUCAUUUUUACCACCGGUCAGUGACUUAAACAGCAGAUAGGUGUCUUACAAUGUUGUAAAGGUGGAGGUGGGUGGAAGAAACAACAAUAUACGCUUUUACACUGAAAAUAUAACGAGUGCAAAAAGAAACUAGUUGGCUGUUCUGUUGGGGGUCUGAAGAAUUGUCCAGAUUUUUAUGUUCAUACUGACAAAUGCUAAUAAAGCGGAAUAUACUUUAACCUUCUGCGGUUAUGUAGAGGUUUUAAAUUCUUUCAUGCAUGAGUCACAGCAGAGUGAUGCAGUUUCUAACGUUUUAGUCGUCUCAUUCAAGACAUAAUAUUGUAUAAUUGGAUAUUUUUCAACUUCUAUCAUUUUGAGUGAGAUUUGCAACUGCCACGCUAUAGUGACACCACUGAUCAGAGGUUUAAAAUGCACUUUAAAGCAAAAUAUUAUCUAUGAACAGGGUAAAAUUGUAACUUGUAUCAACGUGAAACUCAUUCAACUGAUUACUUGCCUUAGGACGGUUAUUCUUUUGUUUGCUGAAAUGUUUUUGUCUCAGAUAACAUUAAAUAAAAUCAGAUUCACA
Messenger RNA from Acanthochromis polyacanthus (spiny chromis), 4708 nucleotides. It is a transcript of the gene top3a, whose product is annotated as DNA topoisomerase III alpha. Gene Ontology annotation, cellular component: nucleus; chromosome. The coding region runs from base 314 to 3394 and encodes 1026 amino acids. The transcript is spliced from 19 exons. Gene Ontology annotation, biological process: DNA topological change. Gene Ontology annotation, molecular function: DNA binding; zinc ion binding; DNA topoisomerase type I (single strand cut, ATP-independent) activity. NCBI's taxonomy places the organism in Eukaryota, Metazoa, Chordata, Actinopteri, Pomacentridae. The record is from RefSeq and is a predicted model, not a curated record.